CUUUGAAUUUUUCUGCUUUCAAAAAAGUUCAGAAAAUUCUUCUAGAGUUUAACAAUGAACUUAAUUAUACAAAACUCUCGGAGGACAAAUUGUAGUGCGACUCCUGAAAUAAAUUCAUUAGGCAGAAAUGACCUACAGAGCAGAUGUGUUUUGGUGCACCACAACACUCGAGAGGACUUUGAUGAACUUUUUUAACCCGGGAGCGGUCGCAUCGUGUACUGAGUACACGCACUAUGAAAAAGUACGCUCGUGAUACACAGUGUGGUAGGCGGUUAGAGUGUUCAGCCACUGGGCUGAAUUUGAGUCGAUUCGAGGAGAAGAACAACCACUGGGAAGAGUGAGAGUACAAAAGCAGGUUCGGAGUCACGAACAAUAAACGGAUAAAUCUGAGUCUUGUUUCGAGUAAUUUAUUAUAAAUAAUUCACAAUUAUCACAUCUGGCGACUGAGGAUAUUAAUUGGAAUCGUCUCAGGUAAGGAAAAAUAGGAAUUAAUAGACAACAGACUGAUUUACGGGAAAACAAAAUUUGUUUGCCACUUGCAAACCAGAAAACAAAAUGGACGUUUGAAAAAUAAACAUUGGCGUGAUUUUUUUUUUUCGGACUGCAAGUCCGCUUGCGUAAACAAUCAUUCAUAACGUUGCUUUUUCAUUGUUUUCAUUUAGCUGUCGUCGGGGCAUUGCUCGACAGAGGUCAGCGAAGACCGGAAAACAAAUAGAGUGGUAGGUCAAAAAGACCGUAGCCAAUCGAAGGGACCGUAGCGGUUCAGGAACAACCACAGCAGGUCAGGCAAGACCGUAGCAGGUCGGGCAAGACCGUAGCAGGUCGGGCGAGACCGUAGCAGGUCGGGCGAGACCGUAGCAGGUCAGGAAAGACCGUAUCAGGACAGGAAGGACCGUAGCAAGUCAGGAGAAACCGUAGCAGGUCAAGAAAGACCGUAGCAGGUCAGACGACAACGCUCGAGGCAGGAAUCCGCCAGGUCCGCGAAGACCGCACCAGGUCUGAGAGACCGAAGCAAGUCAAAGGAGACCGAAUCACGUCCGGAAGGACACAAACACGUUGUGAAGAGCAACAACAGAUGGGGUAAUACCUGGUGAUACCAGACGUGUCAAGGUUGCUAACCAUGGAUAAAUGGGACAUACCCCAGUUUAAGUUUCGAUCGCUGCCGAACAACGUGAUUCGAGAUGAAUGGCAGAAGUACAAAAGGAAUUUUGGCUACAUAGCCGCCGCCAACGGGGAGAAGGAUAAAACGCGCCUGAAGAAUAUAUUUCUUGCUAGAGCGGGGCCGGAUGUACAGGACGUUUUCUCCUCGUUGCCUGGAGCUGAUGUAGAGGAAGAUGAGCAUAAUGCAAUCGAUCCAUACAAAACGGCCAUUGAGAAGCUCGACGAAUACUUUUCGCCUAAGCAUCACGCGGCUUUCGAAAGAAAUUCUUAUUGGACUCUCAAACCAAUGGAUGACGAAUCAAUGGAAAAGUUUCUGUGGCGUUCCCUGGAAGUGGCCCGUAAAUGUGACUUUGGAAGUACUUCGGAAGAAAGCCGCAAUAUUGCCGUGAUAGACAAAGUAAUAUUGUUCGCACCCUCGGAGCUGAAAGAAAAAUUAUUACAGAAGGAAACAUUAACGCUGGAUGAGGUGGCUCGAAUGGUUAGUUCAUAUGAAGCUGUGAAAUACCAAUCAUCUCAGAUGCGAGGUGCACCUAACACUGAUCGUCCUUCUACAUACUGGGGCGGUAGCAGCAGUGAAGUGUGCAAGAUUCAAGGACCAUCGAAAAACCCAACGGGCGAAUGUUUCAGGUGUGGACGUAAAAAUCAUUACGGGAAUGACCCAAAGUGCCCAGCUCGGAAUCAAAAAUGCAACAAAUGCAGCAAAAUCGGUCAUUUUGCGAAACGGUGUAGGACGACCCUUUUUUCACAAAAACGGAAGGCGGAUAAUCCGGUAGAAUGGCAAGGAAAGAAACCGAGACCUCAAAACGUUUCCAGGGUACACGAUGACGAGAAAGAAAACCCCGCGACGACCAGCUUUAUAUUCAGUAUCGGCAAUGGUGAGGAAUUCAUCUGGGUGAAUGUAGGAGGCGUCCUCAUUCAAAUGAUGAUUGACUCAGGAAGUGCGAAGAACAUUUUGGACGACCAAACAUGGGAACGCAUGAAAACCCACGGAGUCGAAGUUGAAAAAUUCACAACAGAAGUGGAUCAAACCUUUCGUGCAUAUGGCCGAGAUUCGAAGCCUUUGGUUGUAGGUUUGUAUUACCAAAAUUUAUAUACGCACAGUAAAUUAUUUACUAGUUUCAUUUUGCUUUCCUUAGACGGAAUGUUCGAUGCAAUCGUUUCCGUUGAAGGCGUAAGCAGCAGAGUGGAAAGGAACGAUACCUUCUAUAUCGUGAAAGGUGGAUCGCAGCCGCUACUUGGUCGUUUAACUGCUACGAAGCUGGGAGUGUUGUCUAUGGGUUUACCUAGCGGGAUAUCGAUGGUGAAUAACGUUUCAGAUGAGAAAAGACCCUUUCCGAAGAUCAAAGGUGUUAAGCUGAGGAUUCCCAUCGACAAAACCGUUACUCCUGUGGUCCAACACGUAAGACGUCCUCCCAUUGCACUACUUGGACGCAUUGAAGACAAGCUAUCAACUUUACUGAAGUCGGAUAUCAUUGAACCAGUUUCGGAGGCCAGCGAGUGGGUGUCGCCGUUAGUAACGAUUGUUAAAGAUAACGGCGAUCUCCGCCUAUGCGUUGAUAUGCGCCGAGCAAAUCAAGCUAUACGACGGGAGCACCACAUGAUGCCGACUAUUGAGGAUUUCCUACCACGCCUUAAGACUGCAAAGUUCUUUAGUAGACUUGAUAUUAAGGAAUCAUACUAUCAAGUGGAACUAGAAGAGGACAGCCGAUAUAUUACAACCUUCAUUUGCCACAAGGGGCUCUUUCGGUUCAAGAGACUGAUGUUUGGCAUUAGUUGUGCGCCCGAGAUGUUUCAAAAAGUCCUUGAACAAAUUCUGGCGGAAUGUGAAAACACAAUCAACUAUAUCGAUGACAUAAUCAUCUUUGGAAAAACGGAUGAAGAACACGAUCAAGCUUUACAACGAGUUCUGACGACACGGAAGGAGAGGGGAAUUUUGCUAAACCACGCGAAGUGCAUUUUCAAGGCAAAAGAACUCGACUUCCUGGGGCAUGUGAUCUCAGAAGACGGAAUUCGACCGACAGCAGGUAAGAUUGAAGCAUUGGAAAAGUUUCGGGCACCGACAACUGCGGAAGAAACGCGAAGUUUCUUAGGACUGGUGACGUAUGUUGGUCGAUUUUUACCAGAUUUGGCAACCGCAACCGCACCUUUGCGUGAGUUGAUACAGUCGGGCAAACAUUUUGUUUGGCAAGAGCGUCAUCAGAAAGCUUUCGAGCAGCUGAAGCUGAUGAUCACCAACAUCCAGACCUUGCACUUUUUCGACAGUUCAUUGCGCACCAGGGUUGUGACUGAUGCUUCUCCGGUAGCUCUCGGAGCGGUAUUGCUUCAAUUUGAAAGCGGUAGCGAUGAUGAUCCCCACGUGAUUUGCUACGUUAGUAAAAGCCUUACGCCUACUGAGAAGCGAUAUUGCCAGACCGAGCGAGAGGCUCUGGCUAUUGUGUGGGCUGUGGAGCGGCUUUCUGUGUAUUUGUUAGGCCGUAAAUUUGAGCUGGAGACCGACCACAAACCGCUUGAAGCUAUUUUCGCUCCUACUUCGAGGCCGUGCGCUCGAAUUGAGCGCUGGGUCUUACGGCUGCAAUCUUUCACAUUCGAGGUCAAGUACCGGAAGGGGUCAAACAACAUUGCGGAUCCAUUAUCCAGGAUGGUUGUUGAAGAUGAUGCAGAGGAGUUCGAAAAGGACAACAAAUUUCUCAUUCUAGCGAUAACGGAAUCGGCCGCGGUAGACGUAGGAGAAAUAGAGGAUGCCGCAAGAAUGGAUGGACAAUUACAAUUGGUAGUAGAAGCAUUACAAACAGGCGUUUGGAACCGGAAGGAAAUAAAGGAUUUUGAACCAUUUCGGGACGAACUUGGACUAGUGGAAGACUUGCUGGUCCGCGGAAACAAGCUUGUAGUACCGGAACAGUUGCGAAAGAGGAUGUUGGAACUCGCCCAUGAAGGCCAUCCAGGUGAGUCUCUAAUGAAGCGUCGACUGAGAGACAGAGUGUGGUGGCCAAAAAUGGAUGGGGAAGUAACAAGUUGCGUAAAGACAUGUGACGGAUGCCGCCUUGUUGGGCUUCCUAGCAAACCGGUUCCAAUGACUCGUAGAGCUAUGCCGACUAAACCAUGGGUGGACGUGGCCAUAGAUUUUAUGGGACCCUUGCCUUCUAACGAGUACUUGCUGGUGAUUAUAGAUUAUUUCAGCCGUUACAAGGAGGUUGAAAUAAUGGUAAAAAUAACGGCGAAGGAAACAGUUAACCGGCUCGAUAAAAUUUUUACUCGCCUCGGUUAUCCUCGUACGAUAACAUUGGACAACGCCAAGCAGUUUAUCGGGCGGGAGUUCGAACAGUAUUGCACUAUCCACGGAAUAACACUCAACCAUUCAACACCUUAUUGGCCCCAAGAGAACGGUUUGGUCGAACGCCAGAACCGAUCGAUAUUGAAACGGCUACAAAUCAGCCACGCAUUGGAGCGUGACUGGAAGCAGGACUUACAAGACUACCUUGUCAUGUACUACACAACGCCACAUUCCUCCACGGGAAAGACACCAACGGAACUGUGCUUUGGCAGGACCAUACGAUCGAAACUUCCAUCGCUGGGGGACAUCGAAACGGCGCCUGUUAAUACUGACUACAGAGAUCGGGAUCAAGCUUUGAAAUCACGACAGAAACAGAGUGAGGACGUAAGGCGAAGGGCUAAGGAAUCGUCCGUGCAGAUAGGUGAUACUGUUUUGAUGGAAAAUCUAGUUCCAGGAAACAAGCUGACUACCAAGUUCAAUCCAACGAAGUUCAAAGUGGUGAAUCGAUCCGGAGCACGUGUAACAAUCGAGGAUCACGAAACUGGCAAGGUGUUUGAUCGGAAUGUAAGCCAUGUCAAAAAGGUGGGCGACGUUAGCGAUGGAGUGGCAGAGGAUCAGGAUAAGAUUGAACAACCGUUGGUGGAAUCGGAUUCGGAUGAAGAUAAGAUGGGGUUUAAAGGGUUUGAUUUAGAGGAGCAGCAGGAACAAGACACAGCGGUGCUGGGUCGGGAAUUUUCUGAUAGAGAACGCCGUCUUCGUCGAGUUCCGGAUAGAUACAGGGAUUUUGUGCUGUAAUGUAACUUUGCAUUUUUAUAUGGAAGGGGAGAUGUGGUAGGCGGUUAGAGUGUUCAGCCACUGGGCUGAAUUUGAGUCGAUUCGAGGAGAAGAACAACCACUGGGAAGAGUGAGAGUACAAAAGCAGGUUCGGAGUCACGAACAAUAAACGGAUAAAUCUGAGUCUUGUUUCGAGUAAUUUAUUAUAAAUAAUUCACAAUUAUCACACACAGCGUAAGCAUGGUGUCACUGAGUGUGAUCAGUGACACGACUACUCG
Molecule: messenger RNA, 5484 nt
Organism: Aedes albopictus (Asian tiger mosquito)
Lineage: Eukaryota; Metazoa; Arthropoda; Insecta; Diptera; Culicidae
Exons: 2
Coding region: 1121-5227 (1368 amino acids)
Biological process (GO): DNA integration
Molecular function (GO): zinc ion binding; nucleic acid binding
Source: RefSeq, a predicted model, not a curated record